UGUCAUUGCAGUGGCAACGCCUUCAGCAAGUAAAGAUUUUUCUGCGCUAAAAAAAAUAACAAAAAAGAUAAUUGGAAGCUAAAAUAGAAAUAAGUAUGGAUUUAAACAUGAAACCGUCUCUGGCUGCCGACGAAAUGUUUUCCGAAGGCCCCGGCUACAUGGAAAUGGACGAGUCCGGCGGAGCCACAGGAAUGAUGAUGGACCACCUGCCCUCCAACGAUAAGCACGUCCACGCUGACUUCUACAAUGAUUUUGAUGAUCUGUUCGAUGAAGACAACUGGGCCAAGAUGAAAACCGAUGGGAAACAGUAGAGGCCACCACGCAAUAAAUGGAUUGAAAGAUUUGUAUUCGCGACUCGUUCUUCUGUCUGUAAUUUUACUUGCACAAUCAGCGAUCAUUGGUGUAUAAAAAAUUGCUUCAACU
This is a messenger RNA of Drosophila melanogaster (fruit fly), 423 nucleotides long. RefSeq lists its product as uncharacterized. The transcript is spliced from 2 exons. Lineage: Eukaryota; Metazoa; Arthropoda; Insecta; Diptera; Drosophilidae. The coding region runs from base 96 to 311 and encodes 71 amino acids. The record is from RefSeq and is marked reviewed.